AUGGGGGCGAUGAUAGCUGCGACUUUCGCGGCUGUAACAUCGAGUCAAAGCGUGCCUUCGCAAGCUUUUAGCCCAACUAUCUCGCCUCUUCGGCAGAGAGACUUCGACGUGGCUCUCACGUCGUCCCGCGCAAAGCAUAAUCAAACACUGGGCUGCAUCGGAGAUCAAUCCGACAGCCACCGUCCUGGAGGAGCAAGAGAGCUGUUGUGCACCUUACGCCUUGAAGACGAGCGCAGGAACGGCUGUACCUGCUCAAACUUUCCAAGACAUACCACUGCCAUCCUACGGGAUUCGUUCCUGGUGGACAGGAAACGCUUCAGCAAAGCCUCAGGCAGCAAAACUCCGAAUUUGCAACGGCCGAUGUCCGGAACGCAAACUUCGGAGUGUCUGCUCACAGCUUCUGUAACCGGGUCGGGUUUCUUAGCACCCAGUUGA
This is a messenger RNA of Symbiodinium sp. CCMP2592, 435 nucleotides long. Lineage: Eukaryota; Dinophyceae; Suessiales; Symbiodiniaceae. The record is from the annotation of a GenBank genome assembly.